AUGGGUGUGGUUUCGGAAGAGGCGAUCAAUCAGUUCCAAGCACUGAUGGACAUAGUUGAGGAACCGCUAAACAGAACAUUCAAGAAUGUUCACCAGGAACAUCCAAGAGAAGCUCUGGUUCGUUUCCUAAAAGCAAGAGAGGGAAAUGUUGCCAAGGCCCACAAGAUGUUGGUAGAUUGUUUAAAGUGGAGGGUGCAGAAUGAGAUUGAUGAUAUAUUAGCGCCUUACAUAUACGGAAGAAUUUCCACUUUUACAAUGCUCCAACUCUCUCUCUCUCUCUACAAACUAGACACAACCAUUGUGGCAACUGGCAAGAAGCCCAUCGUUCCUGCUGAUCUGUACAGAGCUAUACGUGAUUCACAACUUAUAGGAUUACCAGAAUACUCAAAAGAGGGCCUUCCAGUCUUUGCUAUCGGCGUAGGUCUCAGCACUUUUGACAAAGCAUCUCUCCACUACUAUGUGCAAUCACACAUUCAAAUCAAUGAAUAUCGGGAUCGUGUCGUUUUGCCUGCUGCUACAAAAAAGUAUGGGAAACUUAUAAGCAAAUGUGUGAAAGUGUUAGAUAUGACGGGCCUGAAGCUUUCAGCAUUGGGCUACAUAAAGCUACUGAGUAUAAUUUCUACCAUUGAUGACCUCAACUACCCAGAGAAGACACUUACAUAUUAUAUAGUGAAUGCUCCAUAUGUAUUUUCAGCUUGUUGGAAGGUUGUCAAGCCUCUUUUGCAGGAGAGAACAAGGCUAAAAGUUCAGGUGUUGCCAGGUUGUGGACAAGAUGAGCUGUUGAAGAUAAUGGACUACUCAUCCCUCCCGCAUUUCUGCCGGAAAGAAGGUUCCGGAUCUUCCCGACAUUCAGGAAAUUCCUCCUACAAUUGCUUUUCCUUGGACCAUCCUUUUCAUCAACAACUUUACAGCUACAUUAAGCAGCAAGCGUUGAUCCGUGAACCUGUUGCACCAAUCAAACAGGGAUCUGUUCAUGUGGAUUUGCCGGAGGCCGGUGUGGAAGGAACAGAAUUUGCCAAGAUCUUAGAAUCCAAGAUCCAGACGUUUGGGAAUCAGGAUGGGCUUGCUGAAGCAUUGGAUAACCUGAAAUCCGAUAAUGAUCGAACCUAG
Molecule: messenger RNA, 1110 nt
Organism: Ilex paraguariensis (yerba mate)
Lineage: Eukaryota; Viridiplantae; Streptophyta; Magnoliopsida; Aquifoliales; Aquifoliaceae
Source: the annotation of a GenBank genome assembly